Molecule: messenger RNA, 583 nt
Organism: Anneissia japonica
Lineage: Eukaryota; Metazoa; Echinodermata; Crinoidea; Comatulida; Comatulidae
Product: protein jagged-1-like
Exons: 3
Coding region: 140-583 (147 amino acids)
Molecular function (GO): calcium ion binding
Source: RefSeq, a predicted model, not a curated record
UCAAUUGAAGCAAUUGCCAACUAUAGUAAUAUACUCUGCGAAUUGUUCAUUUAUAAAUGCUUGUUUAGUACGUGAUUACGGUACUCAACCUUGAAUAAAAUGAAAUUUACAUUGACGAUGACAGUCAUUUGGUAAAGACAUGGAGAAACGCACAACGCGGAUUUUGAUGUGUUUAGUGCUCUUUGAAUUCAUAUUAGAAGCAUUGAGUUACGUAGUACCACAUUACAACACCUAUCCUAACGCAGCCAUCGCUGGGCACAAUAUAAUCCACCUAACAGACGUCUCCCCUGAGGAUUGUGCAACUCGUUGUAACAAUGAAAUUUCGUUUACCUGCCGAUCUUUUGACUAUUACAAGUACACUCAGAAAUGUGAUUUAAGCAAUAAAGAUAAGGAUAUGGUUGGCGGCUUAAAGACCAAUUAUGACGGAAAUCCAUACGACCAUUACGAAAGAUUAAUUGAGUGUUCAAGCAACCCAUGUUUCAAUGGUGGAGUGUGUGUAAAUGGUAUUAACCAGUACACGUGUAACUGUCCUAGUAAUUAUCAAGGAGUUAACUGUCAGAUCCGUAAGUACACAUCUAAUUAA